This is a messenger RNA of Thermothelomyces thermophilus ATCC 42464, 498 nucleotides long. RefSeq lists its product as uncharacterized. The record is from RefSeq and is a predicted model, not a curated record. NCBI's taxonomy places the organism in Eukaryota, Fungi, Ascomycota, Sordariomycetes, Sordariales, Chaetomiaceae. The transcript is spliced from 4 exons. Bases 1 to 498 code for a protein of 165 amino acids.
AUGGCCGGAGGCUCGAGGAAGUCGAUGACCAAGCGGGUCCUGCCGCAAAAACCAACGUUGGGUAUUUACGUCCGUGUGCGUGUACGAAGUCUGUGGCCCAAGUGGAUGGCCGGGGAUGGUCUCUGGAAGGAACAGAACCCGGGCUCGCUUGGAACCUAUUGUGCCGCGUUCCCCCGCGACGCCCCUGUCGUGACAAAUGUCCGGAACACAGACCAACAAGGCCAGGACAAUGGCACACGGAACCCUCGCUCGAUCGAUGGCCCACAUAGGCCUACAGAAAAGGAGAGGAUCUGCAGGUACCAAGAGGCCGAUUACGACAGAAUCGAUAUGCUGGGGGCCAGACUGGGACCGGGACAGUGGAAGCGAGUUUCCGACCGUCCGCGUCAUCCAAUUACAGCGAGGAAGGGCUCCGACACCGCGGACAGGGUAAAGUCUACCGGGGAAAGAAUGUUGGAAGGUGACAACGCGCGAGCAUCUACACCUCCUCCAGGAUUCUGA